Molecule: messenger RNA, 4995 nt
Organism: Aspergillus ruber CBS 135680
Lineage: Eukaryota; Fungi; Ascomycota; Eurotiomycetes; Eurotiales; Aspergillaceae
Product: THADA/TRM732 family protein
Exons: 9
Coding region: 1-4995 (1664 amino acids)
Biological process (GO): tRNA methylation
Cellular component (GO): cytosol
Source: RefSeq, a predicted model, not a curated record
AUGGAAAGUGACUCAGCAGCUGGUGUCCGCGGCGACACAAGAUGGCCGGAGAUGGAGACCAUUUCGCAGAAUAUAGAUGUGGUGCCGGAAGCCACUCUGAAAAAGAUUGCCAAGGGGCCUUUGGUGGAAUUUACGCAUGAUUGCGACGACUUUGAGAAGGUGAACCGAGUAUGGCAAAGUCUUUUCAAAACCUUUUCUACAGCGUCUAUCUCCCAUGACCAUACAACGACCUCGUGUAACGCUUUGGGCUCAUUUUUAGAUGCUGCCACUGCAUCUAAACAUGAGGAGACCAGACAGCUUGUCUAUUCCCAUGGCACAUGGCUUGCCGUGUUCGAAGUCUACCUGGACCGAUUCGAGGACACUAAGCCCAAGCCCAUGAAGCAGGUCUUGACUUCUUUGGUCAAAGUCCUAACUAAGCAGCGCAGUCAGGAUGGUUCAAAACAAAUAUUGUCCAAGAUCGUCGAGGAGACAGUUCCCAGCAUCAUACUUGGGGAGCCUCGUUCGCGGCGGAAGCCGUCUUUCGUCUCGCUGGAGAUCUUUAUUCGCAAGAAUGCCAUUACACCGGCCGAACUGAUCUGCAGAGUUCAAGAUUGGCUUUUGAAGAAUCACGAUAGAUGGAUACUAGUUCUCCAAGAUGAUUGCAAAGCCCUAUCGAUAGAUAUCCCUCGGUUCAUAGGUCAGAGCUCCAAUGACUUCUGGUUUAGAGCUACGGCAGCCAAGAUCUUUGUUCUGGGCUUCCUAUCACAAGCGAAAAAUGCAGACUUUGCUUCAUCUGCCGGAGCCACGCUUGCAGCCCUUUUCCAGAAACUGAAAGCGGCUCCAGACACCCGAUACUUCUCUCCAGAGGAGACGGAAGACCUGAUGUCAUCCUGGGUUCCUCCAGUCAAACACGUUAUGCUGCAGAAUCUGGAUGGCCUAGAGUUUAUGUCAAAUCAGAUUCUUUAUCCUUUGUCUAGCAUUGACUCUAAUGGAUUCCGUUGCUUUAUGGACAAUUUGCCAUACAAAAGCCUUGUCGCUGGCGACAUGACCGAUGGCUCCUCAGAAGAGUUUAUGCUUCUCUUUACGGCAUUGCAAGGGGCGAAAAAAAUCGGACUCGUUCAUGAAGAUAGAUAUUACUCCAAGUCCGCUUCAUCUAAACAGCCAAAAGACCAACCCCUCGUUGUGAAGAGUGAAGUAAUUGGUCAAUGUCUCCUUCAUCGAGAGCCCAGUAUCAGAAUAGCAGCUCUUUCAUUGCUAAUCACAGCGCCAACUAUAACCAAGCCUGUUACUUCGGCUGCGAUGCGGUCCCUUCUCAAAGGCCUACCUGCAAUGCACGCCGAUCCGGACCCAUAUCUGCGAGGGGAGAUUCUCAGCUUGACGCGCAGGCUAAUCCUUCGUCUUAAGGGUGGUAUCAUAAGAGACCAAGAGGAACAGACUGAGGGCACGACGUCUGCAACGCAGAAGAAGCAGCCAACAUUUGCAACAAGCGAUUCCGAGACCCGGGAAUGCGUGACAGCUUACAUCAAUUUCUUAAAGUCUGACUUGCAACCUACGGCUUCAUAUCCUCGUCAUAUCACUUCGCUAAAAGCAUUGAAACUUGUCCUGGAGGCUGGUUUGGAUCUGCGGGUUCAUGGUGCUCCUCCACAUAAGACAGACGGAAAUGAGGUCAAAUGGAAGUUUAACAUGGAGAUAUUUGACGUCAAUCUCCUCAGAUUGUUAGUCGACCUCCUGCUUGACCCAUUCGAAGAAGUGAGAGCAACAGCGCUUACUCUUAUAAACCUGUUUCCUCGGGACGUUCUUCUGAGUGGUCUGCGUCAAUCUGAGGAACCUAUUGAUACUGUACUUCAGCUCACAACAGCAUUGGAACGAGCUGAGAGGCUAGCAAGCAAUACCAGCAGAGCUGAUCAUGCAGACACUGUCGCUAGGUUGUAUCAUUUACUUUUCUGCGCAGCGGCUCCAGGUACCGUCACAUCUGAGUCAAUCUGGUGGGAGACCAAGGCUGGAGUUGCUGAUAUUAUCCUGAAAAAGUUGGAAGAGAAACUCUCAACUGCAGGAGGUCUCUUCAAUUCAUCGAUGCGUGAUGCGCCUCUCCAUGGCUAUGUCUCUGGACUCAGGUACAUUGUUUUGACUCCCAAUUUCUACUCCCUGAUAUCGGAUCAGUCGGGAACAAACUACCAGGGAUGGGAGUCCGUUCAUGCAAGGACAGUAUCGCUCUGUGACAAAAUCUGGAAUGAGGUUAAACCCGUGCUCUGCAUUGACUCUCCUGAGGGACAUACGGAUGAACCGACUGAAGAAUUGUCAGUUGGACCGAAGGAUAUUUUGUCCUACUCUUGGCGUGCUCUGCGGGAGUCUAGUCUUCUACUUUACGCAACUCUCUCAAACUCCAACUAUGGUCCCCAAGGAGAGCAAGGGCUCAAGAGAGCAGAUUACGAGAAGAUAGGAAGUGCCAGCUUCACUCAGCUUGCUGAACUUCGCCAUAGAGGUGCAUUCUCGACCGUGUCCCAAACCUUUGCCACUUGCUGUCAACGCUGUGGCCAGUCGAAGGACCCAGCUAUUUCCUCGCUACCUGAUGCGUGGUAUCAAGAAGCAAAUAAGAUCAUCUUUGAGACGGCAGCUAAGCUUACACGUCGUUCGGCCGGUCUCCCUGCACUGGUUACUGGAAUCCUCACCUCCAAGCCCGGCGGGCCGCUAUUCAAGCACGUUAUCGAUGACCUUCAUGAGAUUUCUCGCCUACCUGCCAAGCACAACACGAACAGUCAAGAAGUAGAGCUACCUCAGGUCCAUGCAAUGAAUUGCUUGAAGGACAUUUUCACCAACACCAAACUCGGUCCGCAUACAGUACCAUUCAUUAUGUCCGCUCUCAAUAUGUCGGCUGAGCGGCUGGGGUCACCAAUUUGGGCUCUCCGUAACUCUGGGCUGAUGCUCUUCCGUGCCCUGCUGACACGAAUGUGUCGACUUAUUACCGGAUCCAAUCUAGGAUUCGGCGGGGCCUCUGGAUCAGAACCCGGGGCUCGUAUCUCAUUCCAGAAAUACCCCGGAUUGACUCAACUUCUGUCGAGCCUCUUGGCAUCGUCAGGUACAAACCAGGACGGCGAUGAAGAUGCUGUUGUCACAGAAAGAGUCUUCCCUGCCCUUGAACUAAUCGGUGAAAAGGUUCCCACUUAUGCUGGCCCUGAUGAGAUGAUGCUGCGUCAGCUCGUCCGAGAGCAACUGAAGAGCCCUGUUUGGGGCAUUAGAGAGCAUGCAGCCCGUGUCUAUGCGUCUCUUUUGGACCGUUCUGAUAUCCUGGGCGAAAUUAGAGCACUUCUCUGUAUUGACCAGGAUGUUAAGACGCAGAACUUCGUUCAUGGAAAGGUGCUUUGCGUCAGAUUUUCUUUGCGGAGACUCACAUCGUCGUCUCACUUGGACUGGAACACACAAACGAACGAUGUGACUUCCAUCAUAAGAGAUGUAUUUGCAGCAUUAUUCCCUCUGGUCCGAUCGCCGUUCGUCGCUACAGCCUUCGUAGAGGUGUUGACAGACACUGCCGAAAAGAAUGUUGAGGUGGGAGUCGAAGAAAAAAUUGCGCCCUUCUUGGAUGAGAUGUUCAACACUUACGAUUUCCACGGCGUCCUAAAUUACGUGUUCGAUUCAUCCCAUCCUUCUUGGAAAGCACUAAAUGUCACCCGUGCUUCAUCUCUGCUUCGCAGGGUCUUCUCGUGGGCUGAAUUCCUCAGACUCUUUGCUUCGAGUAGAGUCGAGGAACUCACGUCCCUAUUCCAGGGAAUUUCUGCCUUUGAUUCAAACGCUGGUCGAUGGUUACUGGAAAGGAUACAGGAAGUCUUUGGUGAAAAGGAACAAUACAGAAGCACUCUCCUCAAUCUCUACGCGUCCGUUGUCCUAGGAGACUAUUCAGAAGAGGUCAAGGGAGAAGCGAUUCUGAGCCUAGCAUCAAUUCUGGAGGUCCUGCUCGACUUCCGCCAUGACAAUAUAAAGGGUGUUGAUUUGCCGUGGGAGGCAUUGAGCAAGCAAUUGGACUCCGAUGCAGAGAAACACACACGGAGCAGGGAUCUAGCCGAUGCAGAGUUACGCCUUCAGGGUAGCCUUCUUGCGGCAAGGAUCAAUUCGAGCCAGGGGCAGUCGUUGUCGGCGUAUGAGUUCGAUCUUCACCAGUGGGCGACGAAGCUUCGUUUCGCCAUGCAGGAGGAAACGGAAUUUACGACCAGAUAUGCAGCAGUGGUGUCUCUGAACACAUUUGCACGUGUUUUGCGCCCGCUUGGCAGUCCUCCUCGAGUGGACCACAUCUUCCUGGACGCCUAUCUCGUCUUGUAUGAUAUGCUGAAUGAUGACGACGAAGAACUGCGUGAUAUUGCGACUUCGACAGCAUCAUGGGUUCUGUCAUAUUCUUCCGUGUCUCUCUCAAGGGCUGUUGCUCUGUCUCCCUUGAACGCCGCCAAUCUGCUUGCGGAGUUCAUCGCACGCAACUACAGAGACUCCAAGCUCCUCUGCCAGAAGAUCAUCCGCUACAGCACUGGCCAAGAGCCCCGGAUCGGCGGAUCCAUUGUUAAAACAAAGCUCGUUCCUGUUUCUGAUACCAUUUCUGAGCACAGAAAGGAGAGUACAGUAUUGUUCGUAGAAGAGAAGCAAAACCUGUUCAUCGACGAAGUCCGCGAAGCCAAUGCCUGGCCCAAGAGGCUUUUAUGCCUUAACGAGGCGUCAUACGAGGAAGCUACAGUGAAGAAACUGUUCAAAUGGGUAUCUGACGGACUGGACUAUCUGGUCAAGAUCACCUCCGAUGAUGCUGGAAAAGACGGACUCCUAGGCUGGGCUUCGAAGCCUGAGAUCUUUACGUUGGGGAUGAGGGUAGUUAAUAUCGCUGCGGUUCUCAUCUCGAAGGAAUUCCCUGCUACUGCGUUGUUGGGCGAGGGUCAGAUUGUACUCGAGGGACAGCUGAAGUCGCUGCUCAGUAACGGAAAGGUCGCGUGUCUUCACCAUGACUGGAUUGUGGGGAUUGAGCGCGCGUUGGAGAUUUCAUGA